UCAUGUAAUGUGAUGCGUGGAAGCAAAUCAGGACUAGAGACAAGGAUACGCCAAAAUCACUGCCCCACUCUUCUGGAUGUGGAUGGGGACUCAUGUCAUCAUGUCCACAAUGUGGCAAAGACAUUCGCUGCUCCAUUCUCGAACUUCUUGGAGGCCCUCUUCACAGACAUCCAUACAGAUCAUCAGUGGGCAUCAGAUCAGUUGGAUUACUUGAAGAUGAUUUGCGAGUUCUUGGAUGUACCUUUCACAAAUCCCCCAAGAUGUAUCUCACAUCGCUGGCUGUCAGCAUAUGAUGUUGGACUUGGGACCAAAAGAAUGCUCCCAGCACUAAAGAUACUUUACUAUGGUUUCAUGAAGACGCAGGACCAAGAAGUGUACAAGGAGGUUCUGCAAGACAUGUACAGAGAGCAUGAAUUGAGUGACCAGGCUCAAAGGAGGAUUGAAUUCAUUCACAAGGAUCUCUGCAAGAAGGCAAUGACUGGUCAGGGGAAGGAUCAGAAGGCCCGAAUUUGUCAGAAGAUUUGGGUGGAAAGUCGAAAAGUGGACUUGCAUCUUAGUGUCUACCUGGGUGUUCUCCCAAUUUUGAAAGAGUAUGUGAUGGUCUUCCAAGGAAGCAAAACUCUGGUGCACAAGGAGGUGGAGGUGUUUGUCAACUUCUUGGCCUGUUUCAUAAAGCCUGAGCACCUUAAGAUGUCACCAAUCAAAUAGCUGGAAUUGGAUUUGGCCCCAAAAAAAAAAUGCACUCGCAGAUUUACCUUGGGAAAGUGGCAGAAGACAUGGUUGCAGCCCACCCAAAGCAUCCAGAAAUCUUGGCUUUCAUUGAAAAUGUUUCCAAGGCAUACAUUACAUGUGGGAAAUACAUGCAGGUCAAACUACCCCUCAAGAGCAAAACCCUGCAGGCCUUGUCCUCAAUUGAUCCUGUGGUGAGGGGCCAUUCACAGGCUGUUACCCAGCAGAAGGAGUUGGCCAAUAUCUUAAAGCACUUGGUGCCCACAGAAUGUGACCCCAGCCUGGACAUCUUGCGGUACAAUGUGGACCCCAACCUGCCGAACUAUCAAGAUGGAGAUGAUAUUGUGAAGUGGUGGGCCCAUGUCUUCAGGCUGGAGAAGUAUCCUGCCCUCACACAGGUCGUCAGAGGUGCCCUCUCCAUCUUCCAUGGGCCUCUAGUAGAGGCUUCUUUCAGCCUCAUGGGUGAUGAGAUUGACAAAAAAAAAGUGCCAACAUGAGGAUAGCCACCUUUAAUGCAGUGCAAACUGUAAAAUACACUCUUCGAUCAAGGGGGAGGACCGGCAUCACUAUGUUCAAGAGGGAAGAUGUCAAACUUGGGCUAGUGGAUAAAACUGUCUGCCGCAACAUCAGGGCUGCAGGGAAGAAGGAUAAAUCCCUCAGAGGUAAAAGAAUUGAGGAAAAGAAGAAGAGGCAGGCAGACUAUGGUAGUAGAGCUUCCUGCGGAAGUGCUGAGAGGGCCAAGACCACUGCUCAAGCAGAAGAAAAGCAGGAACGGCUGAGACAUGUGGCAAAGCAGAAAAAUGCAGCAAGACGCAAGGAGACGCAAGGCACUGGAGACCUUGGCAAUAGCAAAGAAGAAGAAGUAGAGAGCUGGAGAGCAAGAAGAAAUGUACUGCACUGAAGGGACUGGCACAAUAGUCUA
Alosa alosa (allis shad) is the source of this 1651-nucleotide messenger RNA. RefSeq lists its product as uncharacterized. The record is from RefSeq and is a predicted model, not a curated record. Bases 13 to 708 code for a protein of 231 amino acids. The transcript has 5 exons. Lineage: Eukaryota; Metazoa; Chordata; Actinopteri; Clupeiformes; Clupeidae.